Molecule: messenger RNA, 1409 nt
Organism: Colossoma macropomum (tambaqui)
Lineage: Eukaryota; Metazoa; Chordata; Actinopteri; Characiformes; Serrasalmidae
Product: C-type mannose receptor 2-like
Exons: 5
Coding region: 48-821 (257 amino acids)
Source: RefSeq, a predicted model, not a curated record
CCUGGCCAGUGUGAGGAACGAGAGUGAGGACAGUAAAGUUUCUGCAGAUGGCGAUACCUGGAUCGGUCUGUUUAGAGACUCGUGGAACGUGGUCAGAUCAGAGCAACUCUUCAUUCAGAUACUGGACAUCAGGUCAACCUGACAAUCGUAAUAGACGUAAGAACUGUGCAGCUGUUCAGACACAUAAAACAGAUUUCGGUCAGUGGGAAAAUCUGGACUGUGGGAAACAGAUUCCAUUUGUGUGCAGUGGUGCAACGUCACCUGGUAAACCACAGCUUCCAGUGAGCACUACAGUGUUUCCUGCUGGACCGAUGAGCACAACACGUGUCACACAAACGCCUCCUGGACCCCCUGGUACUUCAACUAGUGAACAGUGGCUUUCAGUGAACGCUACAGUGUUUCCUUCUGAAUUGACAAGCAUAAAACAUGUUACGACAACUGGACCUCCUGGUGAUCUGGUUCUGAUCAGAGUGAAUCUGACCUGGAGUGAAGCUCUGAAACACUGCAGAGAGAAGAACAUGGAUCUGGUCUCGGUGCACUCUGAGGAGAUCCAGAGGUCGGUGGUGGAGGUGGCCAAAAACGCCUCCACUAGUCACGUAUGGCUGGGUCUGCGUCACACCAGCGCUCUAGAUCUGUGGUUCUGGGUGAGUGGAACAUUCACCUGCUAUGAUAACUGGGCUCCAGGUAACGGGACAGGAGUGGAAGACUGCAGCACUGUAGAGAGAACCGGAGCAGUGCAGACUGGAGGAGAGCAGAAGUGGGUCAGUCUGCCGGAGAAUCAGACUCUCAACUUCAUCUGCAGCAGAAAUAGAGGGUUUUAAAAUGAGAAGUUCAUAUUUUGAUGGAUGAAGACUGAAGACUGAAGAGUUGGUCCAGAUCUUUGCUCACUGAAGAUGGUUGAGGUUCUCUGAAAAGUCAGCGCACACUUUUGUUUUCUUUUACUCUAAGUGUAGUCAAAAGGCCGAGACACGCUGGAUGAAUGGAUGAGACACACUCGAUGAAUGAUGUUUGUUUCUGUAUUAUUUACUGAAACGGCUAAUGCUAAUGUAGCUAACACAUAAUAGAACCUUAUACUCUACCUGAACUCUAAUAGGCUUGAUUGUGUUUUCUGACACUGUAUGAAAGACUGUUACCUAUAAAUGUGGGCAAAAGCUCAUUAGCAUCUUGAAUGAAUUAUCUUAUCUUAGUUAUCUUGUCCAGGGUGUAUCCUGCCUUCUGCCCAAUGACAGCUGGGAUAGGCUCCAGCACCCCACCGCGACCCAGAAGGAUGAUGUUUAGAUGAUGUAUGUAUGUAUGAGGGGAUAUUUAUCAGAGUUUCAUUCCAUAUAUUCAGAUUUUUCAGUCAUUUUAUAUAUAUAUGUAUAUAAUUUUCUAAACAGCAUAUAUCUCACACUUUGUGCCAUUGCUUA